AUGGCAUCAACCUACAACACCCCGCCAGCCCAAAACCUCUACGCCGACACCGCCGCCACCAUCCGCCCCUGGCGCGACUUCCUCUCCCUCUCCUCCCUCUCCCUCCCCAUCUCCUUCUCCGAGCUCAACUCCCGCCUCCCCUCCAACCUCCGCCACUUCCGCCUCAACUACGCCCUCCUCUUCCUCCUCGUCCUCCUCCUCUCCCUCCUCUCCCGCCCCCUCGCCCUCAUCCUCGCCCUCCUCGCCCUCGCCGCCUGGUUCUUACUCUACCUCUCCCGCGAGGAGCCCCUCGCCGUCCUCGACUUCCAGAUCGACGACCGGGCCGUGCUCGUCGUGCUCGCCUUCGCCACCGCUCUGGCCGUGACCUUGACCCACGUGUGGGCGAACGUCGUCAUCGCGGCGCUGGUCUCAGCCGGUUUGGUCUGCUUGCAUGCGGCGAUUAGGUUUCCGGCGGAUCCGGAUUACGGGGAGUCGCCGUACGGCGCUUUGCUUUCUUCGGGCGCGGGUGAUAGCCCCAGAGGGGCUUAUUCUCAUGUCUGA
This is a messenger RNA of Rhododendron vialii, 540 nucleotides long. RefSeq names its product PRA1 family protein D-like. The coding region runs from base 1 to 540 and encodes 179 amino acids. Gene Ontology annotation, cellular component: endoplasmic reticulum; Golgi apparatus. The record is from RefSeq and is a predicted model, not a curated record. Lineage: Eukaryota; Viridiplantae; Streptophyta; Magnoliopsida; Ericales; Ericaceae. The transcript has a single exon. Gene Ontology annotation, biological process: vesicle-mediated transport.